UAUUUCAGAAAUGCCAAAUUCCCAAAACCAAAACACUCUUUCAACUCCAACCUCCCAUAAUCUUUCCUCCGAGAAGAAGAAGAAGCAGUCAUGGCGGCCACAUUUUGGUCAGCCGCCAUUAACGUUUGCUCUCUCCCCUUCAUUCUCAUAUUUAUUGCCUCUCCAUUAUCUCUUUCUCAAUCCAUUCCCCCUCAAAACAUCCAAACUUUCUACCCUUUUUUCUUGCCCCCUCUCCACGCGCCGCGCAUUCCCAUCAGGCGGCGCGUUAAUCCUCCUCCUCCGCCGCCGGACCCCGAGACGUUACUGCCACCGCCGCCGCCGUUGUUGCUGCCGCUGCCGCCGUCGACGCCCUCGAGAAAGGCGGUCGGGACUGCCAUUGGAGUGACCGCGGCGAGUACGGUGGUCGUGUCGGCCCUGUUUUUCUUCUUUGUUCUUUGGUACUUGAGGAGUAGGAGGCAGAAAGACGGCGGCGCCACCGUUUCCGCGGCGGCCGUCGCCGCCGCAGACGGCGGCGGAAAUGAAAAUAAGCCCGCCGGAGCUAAUAAAGACGAAUUUUUGAGGUUUGAAGGGAAUCUUAAGGCGGUGAUUGUGGAUGAAGACGGAUUGGAUGUGCUGUACUGGAGAAAAAUGGAAGGCGGCGAAGGGAAAGAGAGUUUCGACCGGCAACUUUUUAGCAAUAUAGAGAGUGAUCGGAAAGAUGAGGAGAAAAGGAUGAUUGCUGCCAGAGGCGGUGGCCGGAAAAAGCCCCGACCGCCGGUUCAAGAAAUCCCUUUGCUUAGAGGCAAGUCUUCAACCUCUCAGCACCCGGUUUGGGCAGAAGCAGAAAAUCAAGAACCGGCUUCUCCGCCGGCGCCGGCGCCGCUGUCUGUUCAAGCAAUUCCAGAGACUCCAUCUCCGCCGCCUUCUCCGCUUAAACCAGAUACCUUAGCGUCAUCGUCAUCAUCAGGACAUGGCGUUUCAGGAAAUGAAGAAGAAGAGAAACUGAAUCCUUUGAAUUUGGAUAAUGUGGAUCAUUCUUCCAUGGACUGGAACAAAAUUCAAGAUGGCUCCUCCAAGUUUGAUGGAGAUCUUAUGGAAGCACUGUUUGGAACCGUUGCAACCAACAGAAAAUCUCCUCGUACAGACACCACUCCAGCAAGCACACCAAGAGAAAUCGCAGGCCCACCCUCCCAAAUCUUCAUCCUGGAAAUCCAAAAAUCCCAAGAAUUCGCAUCUCUGAUCAAAUCUCUCAACGCCACAAGAAAAGAAAUCACGAAUGCACUCGACAAUGGAGUCGGCCUGGACACAAAAACCCUAGAAAAGCUUAUCAAAUUAGCCCUAACCAAAUCAGAACAAUCAGACAUCCUAGGGUUCCAAGGCCCCCCGACACGAUUAGCCGAUGCAGAAUCCUUCCUGUUCUUCAUCCUCAAACAAUUCCCCUCCGCCUUCCAUCGCUUCAACGCGAUGUUUCUCAGAUCGAGAUUUGGCUCGGAGAUCACCCUCCUGAAAGCGGAUUUUCAAACGCUUGAAUCCGCCUGCAAUGAGCUGAGAAAUAGCAGGCUCUUUGUUAAGCUUCUGGAGGCCAUUUUGAAAGCUUGGAAUCGGAUGAAUGUGGGCAGUUCUGAAAGAGGAAAUGGCCAUGGCUUCAAGCUUUCUGCUCUCAGAAAACUCUCCGGCGUGAAGAGCGGUGAUGGAACGAUCACAGUUCUUCAAUUUGUCGUUCAAGAAGUGAUCAGAGCAGAGGGGAAACGCUGCGUUUGUAGCCGCGAUCGCAGGAUAAUCAGCAAUGUUGCCGGCAGCGGCGAUGAUGACAGAGAGAAGGAAUACAUGACACUCGGCUUACCGAUCGUCGGCGGCCUGAGCUCGGAGUUCGCCGGCGUGAAGAAAGCCGCGGGAAUAGACUACGAUUCGCUCUCCGCCGCGCAAUCGGCGCUGUCAUCUAAAGCGGCUGAGAUCGGAAACCUUGCGGCGCAGUGCGGCGAUGACGGCGGCGGAGGAUUCGCGGCGGAGAUGCGGCGGUUUCUGGGCGCGGCGGAGGAAGAAAUGGAAGCGGUAAGGGACGAGAAAGCGCGAGUGAUGGAGAUGGUGAAGAAGACGACGGAAUAUUUCCAACGAGGAUCUUCAAACGACAGGACAUGGGCGCCAUUGCAAGUGUUUGUCGUAGUAAAAGAUUUCCUGGGAAUGAUCGAUGAAGCUUGCGUUGAAAUCGCGAGAAAUCUGCAGAAAAAGAGACCGGCAGGAUCAUCGUUACCUAGUAGAACUGUGAGGUUCCCGAAAUUACCGGCUGAUUUCUUGUCGGAAUAGGGAGACCGCAGUUGAGAGUCCAUUCUAAGAUUCGUAAAUAUGUUCAUACACAGAUACCAAUACCACCCCCCAUGUUAUUCGCUGUCUUAAUUAAAAGAUUAAAUAUAUAUGUUAAACGUAAUGUUUUUACGGCUACCAUUUUAUUGAGCUUGUCACAUUCGUUUUAUCCCUAUUUGUAUGGUUUACAUCCUAUUAUAUAUAAGCGUUUAAGGUA
Molecule: messenger RNA, 2497 nt
Organism: Ipomoea triloba (trilobed morning glory)
Lineage: Eukaryota; Viridiplantae; Streptophyta; Magnoliopsida; Solanales; Convolvulaceae
Product: formin-like protein 4
Exons: 3
Coding region: 91-2283 (730 amino acids)
Biological process (GO): actin cytoskeleton organization; actin nucleation
Molecular function (GO): actin filament binding
Source: RefSeq, a predicted model, not a curated record